AUGAGUACCUGUAUGGAGCGUUUCUUUUGCCCCAAUAAACCAGUCUGCAGCACUGGCAGAAGGGCCACCUUCUAUUAUCCUGGCGGUGGGUCCUACUCGGGCUACUGGCUGUGCAACAAGCACGAGGGCUGGGGUGUCAAGAAGACGGCCAAACGAACAUCGCAAUUCUAUUUCGGUAAGAAGCAGCCGGAGGGUCAGCUGGUCUACGAGGGUCACUGGGUCAAUAACAAGCGACAGGGAGUGGGAUCCAUGCUCCGCAAGCGAGGAACGGAUAUGCAGCUUAUAUAUUCCGGGCGGUGGUACGAUGACAUGAAGUGUGGCGAGGGCAAGCAGUUCUAUCCCGACGGAUGCGUCUACUUUGGGAAAUGGCUGAGGAACCGACGACACGGACUGGGCAUCCAAUGGUACAAUGAUGGCAGCAUCUAUGCAGGCGAUUGGGAGACGGGAUUUCGACAUGGUCUGGGGGUCAUGUUCUACGCUAAUGGUAAUCGUUACGAAGGACACUUUGCACGAGGCUAUAAAAAUGGUGAGGGAGUCUUUUAUCACAUGCACACUGGUCAAAUUCAGAAGGGAAUGUGGGAAAAUGAUAAUGCGAAGACAUCGGUGAUGCAAGAUGAUCACCUUCAUCAGCGGAAUGAUAAAGUAGCUCCGUAUCCUAUCCCAAGAAACUAUCUUAAGUACCCAAACGAAAUAAUGCGAGAACUUUUCCAGAAAUACCAUGCUCUUGGCGACAAACCCCACCGUCGAUUCAAUGACAAAGUCAGUCUCGAUUUUAUACAUCACCACCGACAAUACGCCUCCUUCGAAGAGCGCUUUGCAUCGCCAACAAUUGUGGAUCUGUAUCCCAAUGCUAAGUUUUCUUGUACUUGCGAUUGCGAACAGAUUGCCAGAAAUGAAACCAAUGUUAGUCAGAUCUAGUGUUGAUCUAAAAAAAAUGUGCGAGUUUAACAAUCAAAAAUAAAUUAUAUGUUCUGA
Messenger RNA from Drosophila takahashii, 975 nucleotides. Its product is annotated as MORN repeat-containing protein 3. The record is from RefSeq and is a predicted model, not a curated record. Lineage: Eukaryota; Metazoa; Arthropoda; Insecta; Diptera; Drosophilidae.